Molecule: messenger RNA, 2938 nt
Organism: Cebus imitator (Panamanian white-faced capuchin)
Lineage: Eukaryota; Metazoa; Chordata; Mammalia; Primates; Cebidae
Product: protocadherin beta-7-like
Exons: 6
Coding region: 230-2938 (902 amino acids)
Biological process (GO): homophilic cell-cell adhesion
Cellular component (GO): plasma membrane
Molecular function (GO): calcium ion binding
Source: RefSeq, a predicted model, not a curated record
AGAAAUACCUUUGGAAAGAAAGGAUGUUACAGAUUCCAGAGUAAAGAGGAAAUCUGACCAGAAAAGUAUAGGAAAGGAAACCGUGGUGAUAGGAAUUGGGGGAAAGCGAGGAUCCUUCCCCACAAACAUUGCUGUUAUUCAGCUUGUUUCAAAGGAUUCGGCUGCUGCCAUUUGUGAGAGCUGCUGGAGACUGGAUGGAAGUCAUUUUGAAAGACUGAUCCAAGGAAGAAUGGAGGCCGGAGUGGAGCGUGCUGUGCAGAAAAGGCAAGUCCUAUUUCUUUGUGUAUUUCUGGGAAUGUCUUUGGCUGGCGCCGAACCGCUUCGGUAUUUUGUGGCAGAGGAAACCGAGAGAGGUGCUUUUCUUACCAACCUGGCAAAAGACCUAGGGUUAGGGGUAGGGGAACUGACAGCCCGGGGAACUAGAAUUAUUUCAGACCAGAACAUGCAAUUUUUACUGCUCAAUUCGCUCACUGGUGAUUUACUUCUAAAGGAGAAAUUGGACCGAGAGGAACUGUGUGGACCCAGAGAGCCCUGUGUGCUUCCUUUCCAGUUGUUAUUGGAAAAGCCUUUUCAGAUUUUCCGUGCUGAACUGUGGGUCAGAGACAUCAAUGAUCACUCUCCAGUAUUUCUAGAUAGAGAGAUUUCAUUGAAAAUAUUAGAAAGCGCCACUCCAGGAGCAGCAUUUCUCCUAGAAAGUGCACAGGAUUCAGAUGUUGGAACCAAUAGCCUGAGUAACUACACCAUCAGCCCCAAUGCCUAUUUCCAUAUUCAAGUCCGUGAUAGUGGGGAGGGGAAUAUCCAUCCCGAAUUGGUGCUGAACCAAGUGCUGGAUCGGGAAGACAUUCCAGAGCUCAGUUUAACCCUCACGGCCUUGGAUGGCGGCUCUCCGCCCAGAUCCGGGACCGCCCUUGUGCGCAUCAUGGUUGUAGACAUAAAUGACAACGCGCCUGAAUUUGUGCAGUCUCUCUACAAGGUGCAGGCUCCCGAAAAUAGCCCGGUUGGUUCCAUGGUUGUCUCCGUGUCCGCUCGAGAUUUAGACACCGGAAUUAAUGGGGAAAUAGCCUAUGCGUUUUUUUAUGCCACUGAAAUAAUUCUCAAAACGUUUCAACUCAAUCCAACAUCUGGCAAUCUUUAUCUUAAGGGGGAAUUGGACUAUGAGGCAAUUCAGACCUACACAUUAACUAUUCAGGCCAAAGACGGCGGCGGGCUUUCCGGAAAAUGCACUGUGGUGGUUGAGGUAACAGAUGUAAACGAUAAUCAACCCGAGCUGCUCCUGUCUUCACUUACUAGCCCAAUUGCAGAAAACUCACCCGAGACAGUCGUGGCUGUUUUCAGAGUUAGAGACAGAGAUUCCGGGAACAAUGGAAAAACGGUGUGCUCCAUCCAGGACGAUCUACCCUUCCUCCUGAAGCCAUCUGUAGAGAGCUUUUAUACUCUGGUGACAGAGAAACCUUUGGAUCGAGAGAGGAACACUGACUACAACAUCACCAUCACCGUCACCGACUUGGGAACACCCAGGCUGAAAACCGAGUACAACAUAACCCUGCUGGUCUCCGACGUCAAUGACAACGCCCCCGCCUUCACAAAAACCUCCUACACCCUGUUUGUUCCCGAGAACAACAGCCCCGCCCUGCACAUCGGCAGCGUCUCUGCCACGGAUGUAGAUACUGGAGUCAACGGAGAGAUUUCCUAUUCACUUUUCCAAGCUUCAGACGAGAUUAGCAAAACUUUUAAGGUCAAUUCCUUGACGGGAGAAAUUCGACUAAAAAAACAACUUGAUUUCGAAAAACUUCACUCCUAUGAAAUCAAUAUCGAGGCAAGAGAUGCUGGAGGUUUUUCUGGAAAAUGCACCAUUUUGAUUCAAGUGAUGGAUGUGAAUGAUCACGCUCCAGAAGUUACCAUGUCUGCAUUUACCAGCCCAAUACCUGAGAAUGCGCCUGAAACUGUGGUUGCAGUUUUCAGUGUCUCAGAUCUUGAUUCAGAAGAAAAUGGGAAAAUAAGUUGCUCUAUUCAGGAUGAUCUACCCUUCCUCCUGAAAUCUUCUGUGGGGAACUUUUACACACUACUAACAGAGAGAUCAUUAGACAGAGAAAGCAGAGCCGAGUACAACAUCACUAUUACGGUCUCUGACUUAGGGACACCCAAACGAACAACACAGCUCAAUAUGACCGUGCUGGUCUCUGAUGUCAAUGACAACGCCCCCGCCUUCACACAAACCUCCUACACCCUCUUCGUCCGCGAGAACAACAGCCCCGCCCUGCACAUCGGCAGCGUCAGCGCCACAGACAGAGAUUCAGGCACCAACGCCCAGGUCACCUACUCGCUGCUGCCGCCCCAGAGGAGCAGGGCGGCCUCGGUGGGUCGCUGCUCGCUGUCGGAGGGCCCCUUUCCAGGGCAUCUGGUGGACGUGAGCGGCACCGGGACCCUGUCCCAGAGCUACCAGUACGAGGUGUGUCUGGCAGGAGGUUCCGGGACAAAUGAAUUCAAGUUCCGGAAGCCAGAGGAGCAGGGCGGCGUUGGUGAGUCGCUGCUCCGUGCCCGAGGGUCCCUUUCCAGGGCAUCUGGUGGACGUGAGCGGCACCGGGACCCUGUCCCAGAGCUACCAGAGGAGCAGGGGGGCGUUGGUGAGUCGCUGCUCGGUGCCCGAGGGUCCCUUUCCAGGGCAUCUGGUGGACGUGAGCGACACCGGGACCCUGUCCCAGAGCUACCAGUACGAGGUGUGUCUGGCAGGAGGAGGAGCAGGGCGGCCUCGGUGGGUCGCUGCUCGGUGCCCGAGGGUCCCUUUCCAGGGCAUCUGGUGGACGUGAGCGGCACCGGGACCCUGUCCCAGAGCUACCAGUACGAGGUGUGUCUGGCGGGAGAUUCUGGGACCCGCGAGUUCAAGUUCUUGAAGCCAGUUAUCCCCCACUCCCAGCCCCAAAGCUGUGGGAAAGAAUAG